AUGGCGGCUACUUCAUGUUUGGAUAUGUCGCCAGAGGUGUGGAAAAACUGGGAAAAACAUGGGAAAUCUGAAUUUUUAAAAUUAUUGAAAGCUUCUCUAGUGGAAUACACAGGUCCUCAAAGGGAACUAAAACCAGCUAAAUACAUUUAUGAAUUAUUGUCAUCAGGAGUGAAUGGUUUAGUUAAAAAAGAAAAUGUUAUUGCAACUAUUGGAGAAAUAUUAUCUUUUCACAUGGACGUCCCUAGUUUAAUAUUAGAUAUUUUAAAUAUAUUAGAUUUAGAAACUUUGUGCUCAAGCAUUAGGGAUGAAAGAAAUAACUUUUGUACAAUUGUUCGAGAAUGUGAAAAAGUCAUACCAGAAAAAUUGUUAAAAGAAAGAUUGGAGAUUGAUACCUUACAGGAUGUAGGAAUGUUAAAAAAUAGAAAUUUUUAUACUAAAUUUAUUAGAAUUAAAACCAAAUUAUACUAUAAGCAAAAGAAAUUUAAUUUGCUUAGAGAAGAAAGUGAAGGCUAUGCAAAAUUAAUAACACAAUUAAAUCAGGAUAUUUCAGUAAAUUUUACUGCAGAAAACCUACUGCAAGAUACUAAAUCAUUAAUUGGUUGCUUUAAUUUAGAUCCCAAUCGAGUGCUUGACAUAAUUUUAGAAGCUUUUGAACUUAGGACAGAAUUAGCUGAAAUAUUUAUGGAACUGUUAAAAUCCUACACAAAUGACUCGAAAGUUCUUUGUGAAAUUCUAGGAUUUAAAUUUUCACACUAUUAUAAAAAUAAAGAGCCAACUCCUCAAAAUUUAUAUAAAAUUACUGCACUUUUAUUGCAGUAUGAAAUUAUUCAGUUGGAUGAUAUCUAUCCCUGGUUAAUGCCCUUAGAUAGUGUGAUUGAAAAAGAAUGGGAAAAUGAAAUGAAAGAAGCAAAGGAGUAUGCUAGAAAGCAAAAUGUUAUAUCUACUAAAGAGAAAGAAAAUGAAGAAUCUGAAUGUGAAAAAGAAUCUGCUCAGGAAAAGUAUGCAAUGAUUCAAAAAUUUGGUCUUUGUGAGGCUUUAUUAACAAUUGGGGCAUGGUCCGUAUGCCAAGAACUUUGUCGUAAUCUUCCUGAACACUGCAUCAUGGAGCAACCACCCGUUGCAAAAGCCAUGUGCAACCUUCUUCAUUCACUAAUAGAACCGUUAUACUCAGCAAAUUGUUGUAUUUCAAAUAAAGUUCAAAGACGUCCUCCUCCUGUUUUGAACAGUAAACUAACGCCCAAGUCUGUUUUAACGUUUUCUGAAAUGAGAAAUGAUGUUAUUCCUAUGCUAAUCGCUCUGGGACCUUCGUUACAUUUUGAUUCAGUUCUUAUGUACAAAAUAAUUCGUCUAUGUAAAGUUAAUUUAUAUCAACUUGGCGAAGAGGGACUAAAGCAACCUUCAGGAGAAGAUUCUCUUUAUCAUGACAUUAUAGUUCUUUUGGAUUUAGUGAUUCUACCGUCUUUGUCUUACAUGGAUUGUAAUUGUAGCAUUGCAGAAGAAGUAUGGAACGUCAUAAAAAACUUUCCCUAUCAAAUCAGAUAUUGUUUGUACAGUCGGUGGAAAAACGAAACUCCAAAUGAACACGCAAAGCUUUUACGAAAGAACGGAGAAGCAUUGAAAAAUAUAAAAAAUAUAAUGAAAAGAGUAAGCAAGGAAAAUAUAAAACCAGUUGGCAGGCUCAUCGGAAAACUGACUCACGCUUCUCCUGGGGUUUUAUUUGAUUAUGUGUUAAUACAAAUUCAAAUGUAUGAAAAUUUGAUAGGACCAGUUGUUGAUUCACUCAAGUUUUUAACUAAUUUAUCGUACGACGUAUUAGGCUACUGUUUAGUAGAGACUUUAGCGAAUACUUCGUUAGACAAAGAAAGAUUUAAAUAUGAUGGAACAUCAAUAUCAAUGUGGCUUCAAAGUUUGUCUUCGUUUUGUGGUUUCGCGUUUAAGAAAUAUAAUAUAGAAUUAACUGGAUUAUUACAAUACGUUGCAAAUCAGCUGAAGGCUGAAAAAAGCUUAGAUUUAUUAAUAUUACGAGAAAUAGUUCAAAAGAUGGCUGGCAUAGAAGCAGCCGAAGAAAUGACAACUGACCAACUCAAUGCCAUGUGCGGUGGAGAACUUUUAAAAGGUGAAGCUGGUUACUUUAGUCAAGUUCGAAACACUAAAAAAUCUUCAUUAAGGCUAAAAGAAGCUUUAAAUGAACAAGAUUUGGGGGUUUCACUGUGUCUCUUAAUGGCACAACAAAGAUACUGUGUAAUAUAUAGAGAAACGGAUAAAAGCCAUUUGAAACUAGUCGGAAAACUGUAUGAUCAGUGUCAAGAUACAUUGGUUCAGUUUGGUACCUUUUUGUGUUCUACUCUCUCCGUGGAUGAAUAUGAUACUCGUUUUCCUUCAAUUCAUUCCAUGUUAUCAGAAUACCAUAUAAAUGCCGACGUCGCAUUUUUUUUAGCAAGACCUACAUUAAAUCAUGCUAUAAAUAUGAAGUACGACACUUUAAGAAAAAGUGAUGCAAAUUAUAAAAAAUUGAGUUUACAAUCAAAGCAACAAAAAUACUGUGAAGCCGUUCAAGAAAUAAUGACUCCCAUAAUAAAAUCAGUUAGAUCCCUACAUUCAAAUAAAGUUUGGGAAGAUAUCAGUCCUCAAUUUCUUGUUACCUUUUGGAGUUUGACAAUGUAUGAUCUUCAAGUUCCUGUUGAGAGUUAUCAAAAAGAAAUCAACAGAAUUAAACAAUCAUCAAUUUUGGGUAUUGAUUCUAAAGAAAUGGCUACUAGUAAAGGUAAAAAAGAACAAGAAAGAUUUAACGCUUUAAUGGAAAAACUUCAAGAUGAAAGGAAAAAACAACAAGAGCACGUUGAAAAAGUCAUGGCGAGAUUAAAACAAGAAAAAGAUUCGUGGUUUCCUACAAAAUCUUUGAGAUCACCCAAAAAUGAAUCGAUAAUGAAAUUUUUACAAUUGUGUAUUUUUCCCAGAUGUAUUUUUACCUCCUUAGACGCGUUGUACUGUUUUAAAUUUAUUUACACUAUUCAUAUGUUAAAGACGGCCAAUUUUUCAACUCUUUUGUGUUUAGACAAAUUAUUGUGUGAUCUAACAUAUACAGUUACAUUUUGCACUGAAAACGAGGCUCACCGUUACGGAAGAUUUUUAUGUUGCGUUUUAGAAUUAGUAAUGAGAUGGCAUGGUGAUGUUAAUAUAUUCGAAGCCGAAUGUUCGAAUCAUCCUGGUUUUGUAACUAAAUACAGAGCAAGCAAUCAUUUUUCGGAUGCCAGUGAUGAAGUAUCAUAUGAAAAUUAUCGUCACGUGUGUCACAAAUGGCAUUAUAAAAUAACCAAAGCGAUACUUGUUUGUUUAGAAUCAAAAGAUUAUACACAAAUUCGUAAUUCAUUAAUAGUUCUUAUUAAAAUAUUACCACAUUUUCCAAUGUUAGCAAAAUUAGCUCAAAUAAUUGAGAAAGCGAUUGAAAAAGUACAACAAGAAGAAAAAAAUCAAAGGCAAGAUUUAUAUAUUUUAGCAAUGAGUUAUGGCGGUCAUUUAAAAGCAAAAGCUCCUAAUAUGGUCAAAGAUAGCGAUUUUCAUCAGGUCGUCAGUAAAGUGUCGAAUAAACAAGGAAAAGAAAAAUUAAGUAAAGAAAAUUCAAUAGAAAAAGUUGAAAAAAGUGAAAAAAGGGAAAAAUUAAGUAAUAAAUCGGAAAAUAAAGAAAAUAAUAAAUCGAGAACUGGACGAAAAGAAUUAAGUGAAACUAAAAAAGAAACCACACCUCCUUACAAUAAUAAUAAUAAAGAAAAGACAGAAAGGGAAGAAUUAAAAGAAGAAAUGAGGUUGCAAAAAGAGGAAAAAUCACGAAACAAGGAUCGAAAAGAGGAUAAACAUUCAAAAGACGAAAGAACUUAUAGGGACGAUAGAUACGUUGAAUCAAUACCGUUAAGUAAAGAUGAACAAAGACACAUGACUGGUUAUUAUAGUGGUGCUGGGCAUUAUAUGGAUGAAACAAGAGAUAUUAGCAGUUUAUCGAAUAGCAGUUCGGGGUCACAUAAGCACGGUGGAGAGAACGUAGAACCUGAACGUGAUGUGAAACGUAGGAAAAUGGAUGGAAGUUCAUCCUCCAAGGUUAGUAUUCCAGUAUCGUAA
Molecule: messenger RNA, 4113 nt
Organism: Pediculus humanus corporis (human body louse)
Lineage: Eukaryota; Metazoa; Arthropoda; Insecta; Psocodea; Pediculidae
Product: THO complex subunit, putative
Exons: 19
Coding region: 1-4113 (1370 amino acids)
Biological process (GO): mRNA export from nucleus; mRNA processing
Cellular component (GO): THO complex part of transcription export complex
Molecular function (GO): mRNA binding
Source: RefSeq, a predicted model, not a curated record